AUGAUUGAUGGUAUCCCCGAAAACGACAACGAAAGCUGGAAUGAUUGUGAACUAAAAGUUGAAAAAAUAUUUAACGAUUACCUAGGGGUUCAUAAUGUUAAAAUUGAAAGGGCGCAUAGGACAGGGAUAAUUGAAAACAAAAAACACAGAACAAUCGUCCUGAAACUUAUAGAUUUUAAAGACAAAACCGAAAUCCUCAAGAAUUCUUUCAAACUAAAAGGCAAAGACAUCUACAUAUCCGAAGACUACUGUAUGGAAACUAACCUAAUACGAAAGAAACUACGCGACAGAAUGAAAGUCGAACGACAGGCUGGUAAAUAUGCUUACAUACCGUACGAUAAACUUAUUGUCAGAGAUUGGAAUACCAGAAAACGUAUUGCAACAUCAAACUCGCAUCCAAUGUGCCCACAAGAGGUCAAAGUUUCCCAAAUUGAAGAUGUUAACUGCAAAAGCAAAACUGCGCAAAGAAGGUAA
This is a messenger RNA of Hydra vulgaris (swiftwater hydra), 474 nucleotides long. NCBI's taxonomy places the organism in Eukaryota, Metazoa, Cnidaria, Hydrozoa, Anthoathecata, Hydridae. The record is from RefSeq and is a predicted model, not a curated record.